GAUAAUUUGAUUGCAUAGAGAUAAUCGUGUUUGGAUAUAUAUAAUCAUGUAAUAUGAUUUUCUUGGUUGGACUCUCUCCAACCAUGAGAGUCAAAAUCCCAGAAAUGUAAUUUUGAGAGGCCAUUCUUCUCCAACCAUCCAAAAAUGAUGAGCUAAAAAUGAGAGAGAUCAAUUUGGGGGGAGAGUGUGCAAAUGUGUAAAAAAUAAGCGGUCAUAUUUUAACACCUAUAUUUCAAACGCCAUAUUUCACGGUCAUAAAAAUGGCUAUAAAAAGACGGUUAUAAAAUUUCAUACAUCUCUUAUGUCUUUCUCAUUAGUUUCUGCACAACUCAUUCAAGCAUAAACCAAAAUUCUUUCAACUCUCACUCCUACACUCUCUCAUUCUUUUCCAUUUCCGAAAGCAAGCAAAUGAUGUCCUCCAGCAGAGGAGAUGGUUUUAUCGGGGAAGAAUACAUAUUAUUGUCUACGGCUUGAAUAAGAGUAUAAGAAGAUGCGACGGUCGACCACCAACCAAAAAUGCUCAAAGUUUUGGGAAAGAGUUUGAGAGGAGGCUAAUCAGCUUGAUAUUGGUACUAAAUAUCUAAAGGAUCACACUCAAGAUGCAUUGGAAGGUACUUAUUAAGAAAUCAUGCACCCUUUUGAAAAAUGCUUUGGCGAAGACAAAGAGGAGUCAACCGAAUGGCACAGUAAUAGAAUAAUAACUAUUUUCGAUAAAAAAAAAUUAUGCUCGAAGAAAAAAAAAAUACUUUGGAAAAUUUGUUUCACUUAAUAAUGACCAACUAUUAAAAAAUUAAAAUGAAAAAAGUUAACAUGUUUCGGAGAGUCUUACCAUCUUCGAGAGUCUUACUAUCUUCUUCACAUAUCUAAGAGAAAAACAUAGGAAAAAAAAUGAAGCUGGGACGAGAGAAAAAGUGCAUGACGAACGACCAGCUGCGUGUCGCCACAAAAGGCCAACAACCAAAAAAUUAUGCGUUGGACACCAGUUCCUCAAGGAUUGUAAAAAUCGUUGUACCGAAAAAGUAAGUAAUAUGAUGUUUUUAUCGAUAUCAUGAUUCGACCGUUUCAUAUACCAAUCUAUUGACCUGAACUCCAAUGGACAAAUUUUUCGGUCACAUCACCGGUACCAUACAUUUUCUUACAAACACUACAUUUCAUAUCAUCUCCUAGAACAAAUAAUUCCGCAAUGAAUACUUCUGAGAUGCCCUCAUAAAAUUCUCGAAAAACAAAUAAAAUUAAAAGUCAUAUCAUCUUACAAUCAAGCCAACAAAAACUAUUGCAUUUCCUUUGAUUAGUCUUCGUUUCUUGUUUAAUUUGCUAAAUAGGCAAAUACUUAACAGUAUUAAGGGCAAACAAAAUGAAUAAUAACAUACAAACAAGAAAAGCAAAAUGGUGCAUUCAAUGAUACACAAACAAACAAAACUGCAAAAGUGAAAGCCAAAACAAGCUCAGAUAACAGGAAAGAAAGAAAAAACAGAGGAUGUAAUGCAAAUAAAGUGGAGCUAAAAAUGGAGGAACUCAUGUAGUCUUCCCCUCCUUAUAGUCAUCCACCACAUUCACUGGAAUCGAUAACGGUGGCUUUCUCUGAGAAAGAGAAAGAGGAAAGGUUGGGGGGUUUGAACUUUGAAUUCACGCCCUGUGCUGUCACUGUGUGAAGAGAAAGAGAUAAAAAAAAGGAUAGGGGGAAAAAAAGGUCUAGAGAGAGAGAGGAAAGCUUGCCUUAAAUUACGUUUCCCGUCUGCUUAAGAAAGGGAGAGAGAGAGAGGGAGAGGGAGAGAGAGAGAGGGAGAGACGAUGGUGGGCUCGGGAGGUGGAGGAGAUAGGAGCAGCAAAGAAGCGGUGGGGAUGAUGGCACUUCAUGAAGCACUCAGGGCCGUCUGUCUCAACACAGACUGGAUUUACUCUGUUUUCUGGACUAUUCGUCCUCGCCCGAGGGUCAGGGGAGGCAAUGGUUGCAAGGUUGGGGACGACAAUGGAAGCUUGAUGUUGAUGUGGGAAGAUGGAUAUUGCCGAGGAAGAACGGGAGGAGAUGGAUUCGACGACAGCAUUGAUCAUGGGGAAGAAGAUCCUGUGCGCAAAGCAUUCAGCAAAAUGUCUAUCCAGUUAUAUAAUUACGGAGAAGGGUUAAUGGGGAAGGUUGCUUCAGAUAAGUGCCAUAAAUGGGUGUUCAAGGACCCAUCUGAAUCUGAACCAAAUGUCGCCAACUACUGGCAGAGCUCUUUUGAUGCUCUCCCCACUGAAUGGACUGAUCAAUUUGAUUCUGGGAUUCAGACCAUUGCUGUGAUUCAAGCUGGCCAUGGCCUGCUCCAGUUGGGUUCCUGCAAGAUUAUAGCUGAAGAUCUGCAUUUUGUGCUGAGGAUGAGGCACACAUUUGAGUCACUAGGCUAUCAAUCAGGCUUCUACAUCUCUCAGCUCUUCUCCUCCACCACCACCAGAAACAACAAUUCUUCAUCACCUUCAAUCCCAUCUAAGCCAUCUCUAAUGAUCCCCACCCGGGCUCCCCCGAUUUUCAACUGGGGCCAUGGCCAAAGGCCACUCCCACCAUCUGCAGCAGCUCCCAUGCUCCCCAAUUUCCACAACCCAGAAGGUCGAUCAAUGGGGUUCCCACCACAAGGGAAAGAAGAGCCACCACCACCACAUAUGUUCCUGCUCCCACAUUCGUCGCCUUCCCCAGCGUCGGAGCACAACAGGAUGGAGGGAAUGAUGAUGGGGACAGGAGGGGAGCAUGAGAGCGACAUCAAGUGGCCUAAUGGCUUGUCUUUCUUCAGUGCUCUAACUGGAAGAACAGACGUGGAUGCCAAGCUCUUGUCCGGAACCAACAACAGCUCUGAAGCUUCUGAAAUGCAUGAUAGUCAUCCAUUUUCGUCGUCUGGCUCUCGACCGGAUGGCUGUCCCAGCUCAAGAAGCUACUUGGAAUGAUUAAGGAGAGUACUGUAUUAGGGUUUCUUUGUUGUUGAGCUUUUGUUUUCAGGUUCAGUUUUAGACGAACUGUAGCAGUAGUACUGUACUUUUGCUAGUUUCUUAUCAUAUAGCUGGUGUUUCUAAUCUGAUAAUCCUAAGCUUAGGGGUUAAUACCAUUAUGAAUGUCUGAAUCAUGCUCAGAUUAUCGUAUGUAGUGUGUCAAAUUUUUGAAACGAGAUGAAAGUCCAGAAUACACAAGUUACAUGUCGCUAGAUUUCAACGGUUGACCAGAUUAUGAUCUAUUUUCUUCGUUGAAGUCGAUGUAUCAUAUGAGACGUGACUCGAACAUGUCUAGUUUCGAAGGCUCUGUGGCUAGGGAAUGAAUGGUGGAGGAAAUGAUGACACCAAUACUGAUCAGACCAAUUCAAUACUCAGAAGAAUCCUUCUCUUUGUUAUCUAAUUAGUAUAAUAAAAUUAGGGUUUUGAAAGUUUGUUUUAGAUCAAAUUGGCAUUGGGUUUCUUACUUAUGUAAGUCGUCCACAUGAUGUUGUUGCAAGGACCAGUGGACGACACAGCUCCCUAAAAAUACUCUUUUGAGUUUGGAUUUCUAUAUAGAAAGCUAACUAGAGGAGAGACAGGAUGUGGAUUGGAUGGUCAAAGCAACAGAAAAAAAAAUGAACAAGUGUGCUAAAUCUUAAUUAAUUAGGGUUAUCAUGAAUCAUGGUGAUGUCAGGAAUCAAAAUCCAGUAAUACUAUAUUGGAUGUUGUACCGGAUAAGAUAAAUAUUUGCGAAUAAUUCGUGGUUCAAUCAUAGUUUAAUGGGUUAAUAUUUUCGUAUGGCCUGAACUUUGACCAAAAUAAACAUUCUGGCCAAUCUUUUCGAUCUAUAACAUCUUGGCCCGAACUAUACACCAAAAUAAACAAUUUGGCCAAACCCGAUGUUUGACCGUUAACUUGGAUGGUCAAACGCGUUGACUAACGGUCAACGCGCCACGUCACUGCCAAGUCAGAAGAUCUGAUAAAUAUUUAUUUUUUUUGUUUUUUAUUUUUGGUUUAACUAAGGUAUUAGAUGAUUUUUUUUAAUUUAUAAUAAUUUAAAAUUAGGGAAUGUGUGGAAAUUGUGAAUUAUUUUAAAUAUUUUAUGCUGACUUGGCAGUGACAUGGCGCGUUGACUAACGGUCAACGCGUUUGACCGUCCAAGUUAACGGUCAAAAUCAGAUCUGGCCAAAUUGUUUAUUUUGGUGUAUAGUUCGGGCCAGGAUGUUAUAGAUCGAAAAGAUUGGCCAUGAUGUUUAUUUUGGUCAAAGUUCAGGCCAUACGAAAAUAUUAACCCUAGUUUAAUUCAUUCAUAUCGAUAAAAUUAUACACUCGCUUGAGCUUUAAUAGCCGAUUUUUUCAAUCGGACCGACCGAUAUAGUUUAGCAAACAUUGGUUUGUAUAUUGCCAUUAUUUUCCUCUCUUUUGCAGAUACAUGUAAGAGAUUCGAGUUUUUUUUUUAAAUGUGAUUUAUCAUAACAAUUCGAGUUAUCUGUUGGAACAACUAGGUGAGAUAUUGGCAGCAGGUAAUAUUGUAUUCGUAUAGAACACAAAGCGAGUUACAUGACUUAGAUUCUCUUCCUCAAGGUUCUAGUCUUGUUAGUUGUUACUUUAAGUACCGUGCUAUUCCAAUAACUUAAGUUGUUGGGA
Messenger RNA from Linum trigynum, 4584 nucleotides. Lineage: Eukaryota; Viridiplantae; Streptophyta; Magnoliopsida; Malpighiales; Linaceae. The record is from the annotation of a GenBank genome assembly.